This is a messenger RNA of Oncorhynchus mykiss (rainbow trout), 916 nucleotides long. NCBI's taxonomy places the organism in Eukaryota, Metazoa, Chordata, Actinopteri, Salmoniformes, Salmonidae. The record is from RefSeq and is a predicted model, not a curated record.
GGAGGGGCCAUCAGGUGAGCUUGGGGCCGGUGUAUAAGAGCAUGUCCAGGUGAUAGAGAAGGGACACGGCAGUGCGAGUAGCAGCAGAGAAAAGGAGACUUACAAAGGUGCCACGGAGAACAGAAAGGUAUUAAUCAUGAUCCGAGGUCUGCUGUCGGUGUUGUUUGUCCUUGUGGCCGUAGCUGUGUCUUCAUCUUUGGCCAAGCCUGAGAAGAACAUUGCCAAGAGGGGGAAGAGGAUCCCUCAGACUCUCUCUAGAGGCUGGGGUGAUCAGCUGAUCUGGGCUCAAACCUAUGAGGAGGCUCUGUACUGGGCCAGGGCACAGAACAAGCCUCUGAUGGUCAUCUUUCACCUGGAGGACUGUCCCCACAGCGCAUCCAUGAAGAAGGCCUUCGCUGAAGACAAGGACAUCCAGAAGGUACUUGAUGAAGACUUCAUCAUUCUCAAUCUGGUGUAUGAAACCACAGACAAGCAUCUCUCCCCUGAUGGCCAGUAUGUCCCCAGAAUCAUCUUUGUCGAUCCCUCUAUGACAGUGAGAGCUGACAUCACAGGACGCUACUCCAACCGCAUGUACGCCUAUGAGCCUUCUGACACCCAACUCUUGUUGAGCAACAUGCAGAAGGCCAAGAAGCUGCUGAAGACUGAGUUGUAAGCACUGACAAUGCAUGUGACCCGUUGACCUUUGCCUGUGACUUCAGAGGUUUUCUGAACAUUCUCAGAAUGAUCUCUGGAGCCUAGGAGUCAGCCAGUGGGAUACUGUCACCAUGUAAACCUAAGCACUGGAAAAAACUAGUCUUCACUUUCACAAACUAAUUUAAAUGUUUUGGGGGGAUUUUCCCUGAAACUCUGUCUACAUUUGUAAUGUAUUGCUGUACAUCUAAGAUGUAUUUUUAUUAAAUAUAGUGCAAUUCUUAAA